AUGCCUCCCCUCCUAGCACUGUUGGAUGCUGCGCUCCUCGCCCUCGGGUUUGUGCUGCUAAACAAAAUGAUUAGCAAGAGAACUGCACCGUUACCGCCAGGACCGCGCAAGCUCCUCCUGAUUGGGAAUCUUCUUAAUAUGCCUCGGGAGCGCGAAUGGCUCACCUUCGCUGAAUGGGGUUCAAAGUGGGGCGACAUAGUCUCUGCCUCCGUCCUUGGACGACAGAUAAUCAUCCUUAAUUCUGCGAAAGCCGCCGUCGAGAUACUUGAUAAGAAGAGUGCGAAGUAUUCCGAGCGGCCAGUGCUAGAGCUGAUGGGCGAGAUCGUUGGGUGGAAGAACGCACUCGUGUUACUCCAGUCUGGAGAACAUUUUCGGGCACAGCGCAAACUAUUCCGCCAAGCGUUAGGGAGCACCUCCUCCGUGGCCGAGUUUUUUCCUUUAUUGGAAAGGGAAACACACAAGUUCUUGAAGCGUGUUCGUGCUCAACCGGACCUUUUGGAAAGUCUCAUACAUAAGACAGCUGGUGCCAUUGUCCUUCACAUUACCUAUGGAUACGAGAUUCAGGAAGAUCAGGACCCGUUCCUUGCCCUCGCGCAUGAAGCCACAGAGGACUUUUCCAUUGGGUCCUCACCAGGAGGCUUUUUGGUCAAUAUCCUUCCAGUGUUACGCUGUAUCCCCGAGUGGCUUCCUGGAGGAGGGUACAAGAAGAUUGGAGCGAUAUGGGCAAAUACUAUGAAUGAAAUGGUCAAUCGUCCAUAUGACUGGGUCAAAGAACAAAUGAUGCUUGGAGCAGCUGAACUCUCGGUGAUUUCUCGCAUUCUGGACAGUGAGCCAAACUUGACACCAAAUCGCGAGCAUGACAUAAAGUGGCUGUCUACCUCAAUGUAUGCUGGUGGCGCUGAUACGACCGUGUCUUCAAUCCGCGCGUUUUUCCUGGCGAUGGUCCUCUAUCCGAAUGCGAUGCGGAAAGCUCAGGAGGAGAUAGAUUCUGUCGUCGGUCCCGAGAGACUUCCUAAAUCCUCUGACCGCGAUAACCUCCCGUAUACGAAUGCCCUCAUCAUGGAAGUCAUGAGAUGGCACGCUGUGGCUCCGCUCGCUGUUUUUGAUAUCAGACCGCUUACUGAGAACGGCAAGACGAUCAUACCUGAACACGAACAACUAGCUGGUACCCCACCCAAAGUCAUUCAAGUGCUCAAUCAAACCCAGGUCGCUCAGGGCAGAGUCUCUGAUCAACUCCGACCGAUAAUCAUAAUGUACAAACUUCAUGAUGAGGCUGUCUCUGAAAUAGGCGCUGGUCCGGACCGGACUGCCGCUGGACCCCCCAAGUAG
This is a messenger RNA of Cyclocybe aegerita, 1329 nucleotides long. Lineage: Eukaryota; Fungi; Basidiomycota; Agaricomycetes; Agaricales; Hemipholiotaceae. The record is from the annotation of a GenBank genome assembly.